AUGUCUAUAUCUGUAGAACGGUACAUUGCAGUGGUCUAUCCUCUUCAUUUCAAGCGCCUCAUCACUCGACGACGUGUUUCGACCCUCAUCGUUAUCAUCUGGGUCCUUUCCGUCUUAACUCAACUGUUCACCUUCUUCGCUCAUUCUGUUGACACCUUUACCAACACGUGCAAGGAUCAGUACAUAAACCACUUGACACAAAUCAUAGUAGCUUUCUAUUGGUUCUGCCUCCUCCUCGUUGUCCCUUGUCUCACCAUGCUAAUUACCCAGGUUCUAAUCGCUCGCAAGCUUAGUCACCGCUCCAACCAAUUUAGAGGCAUGACCAACAGCCCAAAUGGGAAACAAACGCCAUCUUUCCACAUCGUGGCCAGAAACCGCGUUCUGAAGAUGAUGCUGAUCGUCAUCCUCAUCUAUCUUGUCUGUUGGACUCCGAACCAGAUUGCUUAUCUGUGUUAUUACAUUGGUUGGGUUCCUGAAUCUUACCUAAAUAGUCCUGUCCAUUCCAUGCUUACAUUUCUUGGCUUCUACAACUCCUGCACGAACCCGGUCAUCUACGCAGCAAGGUAUCCCGAGUUUCGAGAGGCUCUCAAGGAAAUGUUAAAUCGCAACUCCACCAAAAACACUCCACUUUUUGUAAAAAGAGAUGUUGUCGAGAUAGGCACCGUGGGACGUCAGACCAUCGACGGCCAAAUUUAG
Messenger RNA from Strongylocentrotus purpuratus (purple sea urchin), 696 nucleotides. Its product is annotated as rhodopsin, GQ-coupled-like. Gene Ontology annotation, biological process: G protein-coupled receptor signaling pathway. Gene Ontology annotation, molecular function: G protein-coupled receptor activity. The coding region runs from base 1 to 696 and encodes 231 amino acids. Gene Ontology annotation, cellular component: membrane. The record is from RefSeq and is a predicted model, not a curated record. NCBI's taxonomy places the organism in Eukaryota, Metazoa, Echinodermata, Echinoidea, Camarodonta, Strongylocentrotidae. The transcript has a single exon.